CUUGAUUUCUCAUUAAAUUUUGAUAUUUUUGCAACUUGACAGUAUUUUUUUUUAUUUACGCUGCCCACAUCAAUGAGAUCGUUAAGAUAUUUACAUAUUAUAUAACAUAAAUAAACCAACUCACAGGUAUCAAUAAUUUCAGCAUACAUAUAUAUGAUUACCAUAUUAAGUGGCGCGUGUUUUAAGUCUCGAUGCUACGUGAUUUUAUCUGUUGUAUAUAUAGUGGGGUAUCAACCACACUUGACAUUUUGUAAACGCCCUGUUCCACACCAGUGAAUGCCGUGCUAAAUUCAUCUAACAUGUAUUAAAAGGGGUAAGAUAAAUAUUUCCGUCUGGUGUUAUUUUUGUGGAAAUUGUUUCUGUGUAAAUGUUUGAUAAUCGCACUUCCUUGUGACUGUGGUAUACUAAGGUCCAUGACUCCCAUCAGUGUAUAGAUCGUACCCGACAUUCCUGUAUGCUGGUGGUGCUUUCUCGCCUAUCUUCACUCUAAAUCACAGCCGAACCCCCUCCUCUGCUGAUGUUUACUACGAGAGUCGUGGAUUAACAAUUGAAGAGAGAAUUGCCUCACACGGUUCCACGCUGGUGUUUGAUAUCUACAGACAAGUUGUUCACAGGAAUCAAUAAUCCGGCCCUGUGUGCUGAGUAUUAAACAGAUAGAGUGGCAGCUUCGGUGACGCUGUGUCUAACUGAAGGAGGACUGGAGUUAGGCCACUUCCGGCUCGACACACCCCUCCUCUCCCAGGUGUGGCACAGGUGUGGUUGUUUUAGUGUAGGCGGUGUGCACACACCUGAUAAUAAUGACGGGCGAUCAUGUUUGACCUGUGAUAAGCUAGAUACAGAUUGUGUGAUGAUCACUUACCUACACAAACUAUAGCAGUACUAGAGCACUGAGGGUGUUUACCGGUAGCACUACCGUGGGUAAACCAUACACUGGUAACCGUAUACGAUUUGGAUUACGAGUAAUUUGAUAUUAAUUCUACUACAAUAAUAGUAGUUUUCAUAUCAAAGGAAACUCCACAGUAUACAUAAGACAUGGAUAUUGUAAGCUGCUGCGCAAAUGAAUAACGCAAGCUCAGAAACGUCUACUACGGCAGGACUAGCAGAUAAUGGCGACGGAAGCGGUAGUGAUGGUGGCAGUGGGCUAGCCGUGGGGCUUUCUAUCGGAGGAGUGCUUAUAGCGGCAAUUCUGGUAUUCAUUGUAGCAUACCGCUUCUUCAGUCGCCGCAAGGACUCUGAUUCAGACAGUCAUAGUGACAACAACAAUCUACAGAGGGUUUCUAUGAAUAGCGAGAAUUUUUCACACGUAACCAACCUGAAGAAACUGGAACCUAUGGAAAUUAAGACUGGCAAAGCAUUACCAAAACGCACAAAACCGACAUUGGAUGAGAAACGUGGGGCUGGAAAGGCCGACGAUUUAUCUGACGUUGAUCUGUCCCUGUUUUCGGGAGAUGGUCAGCUCAACCCUGCCUUUGUGGACGAUGAGGAGUUAGAUCAUUCUCACCAUGGCAACGUUAAGAAAUCAGCCACAGUCAAAGACGGAAAUGUGGUCGUAUUAAGGCUAGAGGGAAUUGUCAAAUUCGACGUGUCGCAAAUGGUCGGAAUAGAUAAGAACAUAGCCUUGUCCCUGGAGGAUCGGAACAGUGGUGAGGUACAAAAGAUCGUGGCGAGCAAUGGGGACGUAAAGACGUACCAACUCUUAGAUAAAGACACGGCGGAGGGAACUAGCAAACCGAAACAGGAUGUUGUCGGGUACAAAGCUAAACCAAUACAUUUCUCAGAAAAUGUUACUGAUCCCGAAAGAAAAGUAGAUUAUCAGACAGUUGAUAGUACCAAUAGCAAAAUGUCUUCGUCAAAUGUGGCUCAACAUCGUAGUGACGUGGCAGAGGAUAUUCGUCCGGGAACUAGUAAGGCGAAACUCCCAACGAUUAUAACGACCCGUGUUGACGAGGAGGAUGCCAUCCAGGUGAUAACGGAGGACACAUCGUCUUGCUCAAACGAGAGGAAUGCACCGACAGACAAGUCUACAUCAGUAGCGGUUGUGAUAGAGGACAGCAAAGUGUCUGAUAACAUUAGUUCUCAUAAAAAUGAAGACAAACAUGUUUCUGUUAAGGAAAAGUCUCCCCAAGAUAGGAACUUCUCUGUUAUAGAAAAGUCUAUUGUUAUUGAAGACGAAGUGCACCGAAGAAAAUAUGGCGGGCGUGGAAAGGAAAUUACAACGAUAUACAUAGGCGAUACACCCGCGCCAUCCGUCACAGACUGGGGCGAUAAACCCGCGUCAUCCGUCACAGACAGGGGCGAUAGACCUGCGCCAUCCGUCACAGACAGGGGAAAAAGUCGUCACGCUAAAAUUGUUUUCAAAUCAAAUCCAAAACCGGAAAAUUCAUCUGGAAAAAGCGAACAUAGGAAACGUCAGUUAGAAAGUGAGCCUUCGUUAAAAGGAAAAGACAUGAACGUACCUGUCAAAGCACAGUACGGAGGAAUUGGACAAGUGAAAAAGUCACGAAAUAUUUCCUCUGAUAACCUGACAGAACACUUUAGUCAAUCCUACCCAGAUAGACCGUCACAAAACAAUGUCGUACACAAAGGAAAAACAAAACCCACAAAACCAGUCCUCACGCGCCAGAUGAGUACAUAUGAGAUACCAUGGGACCUGACGGACGUGGGGGCUCUGUUGCUGCAAGUUAACAGUAUUGCAGAGUCCGACGAAAUGCGCGUCGAUAAGGUUUCUUAGGGAUUAGCGAGAUCUGGGUAUUUACAUGGUAUUAUUACAUUAUGUAAGUGUGAACGAAGUGGCAGAUGUGUGAAUUGUAAGAGGAGUCUCACUUCACGGCGUACACUGGUUUAGCAUGUAGCGUUACUCAAAUAUUUUUUAAGCAAUCAAAUUGUUUUCACGGGUCAAGCUAUAUAUUUAGCAUAAAAUGUGAUAUUCAAAUGACUGGUUUUCUUUUUUAAUUCUACAUUAAUUUGGCAGCGCAUCAUAAAUAGCAUACAUCAAUAAC
Molecule: messenger RNA, 2999 nt
Organism: Mizuhopecten yessoensis (Yesso scallop)
Lineage: Eukaryota; Metazoa; Mollusca; Bivalvia; Pectinida; Pectinidae
Exons: 6
Coding region: 1058-2731 (557 amino acids)
Source: RefSeq, a predicted model, not a curated record